GGGAAAACGUAAAGUUCUUCUUCUUCGUGAAGAAGCUGCCGAUUUUAGAAAAAAGGAAACGACGAAGAAGUAAGUUAUUUGCUCAUUCAUAGAUUUUGGAUUAGACGUAUUUGAUUCUUCAUUCUUUGGAUCAUCUUAGGUGUUAUCAUUAAAGUCUCGAGCUUGCAGAUCUAUUUGAGCUCCUAGGUCAAUCAAUGGGAGCAGUGGCUGCGUGGCUUGCUACAGAGAACGCAGCAGAGCAACUGAGACUUUGAAGGACCCUCCUCCUCCACCUUUUAAUAAUAAUUCCACAGCUCCAAACGUCUCUGAGGACUUUUGGUCAACAAGCACGGUUGAUAUGGACAACAUCACCUUCCCUUCUCAGGGUAGCAUCUCAUCAUCCAACCAAACUUCUGAUUCUCAGUCUGCUGCUAGGAACUCAAAUGCACCUCCUGAGUUUGUAAACCAAGGUCUUCUUCUUUGGAAUCAGACACGAGAGCGUUGGGUGGGGAAGGAAAGAGCCAGUAAUUCACCGGAACGCAAGCAAGGAGCCAAGAUAAAUUGGAACGCAGCAUCGUAUGAUAGCUUGCUGGGGAGCAACAAGUUAUUUCCCCAACCCAUUCCUCUCAGUGAGAUAGUGGAUUUUCUAGUGGAGGUUUGGGAACAAGAUGGUCUAUAUGACUGAUGAACAAAGACUUGAAAGACACACACAAACACACACACUAGUCCGAUUAUUUUGUAUUGGUUUGGUUUAUGAUCUGCCUUGUUGUACCAUUUUCACUUGGAAUUGUUGGAAAAGAAACCGGGAAUGUUCAUCAGUAAAUGAGAAAUUUUAUUGUUGUACCA
This is a messenger RNA of Brassica napus (rape), 825 nucleotides long. RefSeq lists its product as uncharacterized. The record is from RefSeq and is a predicted model, not a curated record. NCBI's taxonomy places the organism in Eukaryota, Viridiplantae, Streptophyta, Magnoliopsida, Brassicales, Brassicaceae. The coding region runs from base 338 to 664 and encodes 108 amino acids. The transcript has 5 exons.